Heterocephalus glaber (naked mole-rat) is the source of this 3142-nucleotide messenger RNA. It is a transcript of the gene Rbfox3, whose product is annotated as RNA binding fox-1 homolog 3. Gene Ontology annotation, molecular function: mRNA binding. Gene Ontology annotation, biological process: regulation of alternative mRNA splicing, via spliceosome; nervous system development. Gene Ontology annotation, cellular component: nucleus; cytoplasm. NCBI's taxonomy places the organism in Eukaryota, Metazoa, Chordata, Mammalia, Rodentia, Bathyergidae. The record is from RefSeq and is a predicted model, not a curated record.
AGGCGAGGCGAGGAGAGGAGGAGCGGAAAGGAGAAGAGCGGAGGAGCAACGGCGGUAGCGCGGAGCCUCCCAGGACAGCGGCGCGGCGCGGCCCCCGGCAGCUCGCGUGGUCGUUGGAGACGCCGCUGCCGCCGCCCCAGCCCGGCCUCUCGCGCCCCUCGCCGCCGGCUCGCUGGUGUGGCCGGGAUGAAGCCGGGGCAUGGCCGCCGGGACCCCAUCACCUGCUGCGGGGAACGUUGAGCCCAUUGAAGACCUGUCCCUGAGAAUUUAAGCCCUUCCCGUGCUACCUGCUCUCCCAGUGGCGCUGCAUCCCAGAAGCUCCCUGGGGCCUCCCUGCCCAGCGACACCACUCUCCCCACCCACUGGUCACCAGCGUGAAGUCAGAACCACCAGAGGAAACCCUGAAGGCCUUCCCUGGAGCUAGCUGGUCUGCAGGCUCCUCCGAGGGAUCCUGUCCUCCAGGAGUGUCCCUCCUGCACGGCACACAGAGAGCCCAGAGUGCCUCGGGGAAAGUUGGCUGAAUAAAAGGGCAAUCAGGACGCCACGGCUCCGCCUGAGGCGAUGGCCCAGCCCUACCCCCCUGCCCAGUACCCCCCUCCGCCUCAGAACGGCAUCCCUACCGAGUACGCCCCGCCCCCGCCGCACCCCACGCAGGACUACUCGGGCCAGACCCCUGUCGCCCCAGAGCACGGCAUGACCCUGUACACACCAGCACAGACCCGCCCCGAACAGCCGGGCGCCGAGGCCAGCACACAGCCCAUCGCCGGGACCCAGACAGUGCCGCAGACAGAUGAGGCGGCGCAGACGGACAGCCAGCCACUCCACCCCUCCGACCCCACAGAGAAGCAGCAGCCCAAGCGGCUGCACGUCUCCAACAUCCCCUUCCGGUUCAGGGACCCCGACCUACGGCAAAUGUUCGGGCAAUUUGGAAAGAUUUUAGACGUGGAGAUCAUUUUUAACGAGCGGGGCUCCAAGGGUUUUGGGUUUGUAACUUUUGAAACUAGCUCAGAUGCUGACCGAGCCCGGGAGAAGCUGAAUGGCACGAUCGUAGAGGGACGGAAAAUUGAGGUUAACAAUGCCACGGCCCGCGUCAUGACCAACAAGAAGACCGGCAACCCCUACACCAAUGGCUGGAAGCUAAACCCCGUGGUAGGCGCGGUCUACGGGCCUGAAUUCUAUGCAGUGACCGGCUUCCCCUACCCCACCACCGGCACCGCCGUCGCCUACCGGGGCGCGCACCUCCGGGGCCGGGGCCGGGCCGUGUACAACACGUUUCGGGCUGCGCCGCCUCCGCCGCCCAUCCCGACUUACGGAGCGGCACUGGAGCAAACGCUUGUUAAAAUGCCAGUCCCGUGGGCGGGGCUGGCACCGUGCCCCCUCCCUCCUCAGCAGACUCCGGAGCCGGCCUACCCCGCCUCUCCAGCCUUCCCACCACUCUCUUGUCCGUUUGCUUCCAGGGUCGUGUAUCAGGACGGAUUUUAUGGUGCUGAGAUUUAUGGAGGCUAUGCAGCCUACAGAUACACUCAGCCGGCAGCGGCGGCAGCAGCGGCAGCGGCAGCAGCCUACAGUGACAGUUACGGCAGAGUCUACGCAGCCGCUGAUCCCUACCAUCACACCAUCGGCCCUGCAGCGACCUAUAGCAUUGGAACCAUGGCUAGCCUCUGCCGAGGAGGGUACAGUCGCUUCACCCCCUACUAGCAAGAGACCCGCCCCUAACAGCAUUCACACUACUGCCUAUUCCAAACCAAACCCCACAGCCCCAACACCAGGCACAGCCGCCAGGAGGACAGUGCACCCUCCUGGUCAGCGAAAUGCUCUGCUGACCCUCUGCGACUCUAAAGUCCAUAGAGUUUUACUUGCAGCCAGCUGGUCUCCCUGCCCCGCCCCGCCCACGACGGUGUGUGUGUCUCUGAGCCUGGUUUUUCCUGUACUGUAUGUCUGAACUGUGGUUUCCUAUCUUGCCUUUGUUGAUGUUGUACUCCCCGAGCCGUUUCAGGUACGGUAUGCACAGAGUGGGGGCCAGACUGGGGAGGACAAGCAGCCCUCCCCCAGGCUAGCGUUGGCAACCUAGGAGGAUGACACCCUUGUCUCCUGGUGGCCCCAGCUGCACAGAACUCUAGGAGCACUGGCUGGGCCUCCCCGGUGUGGCCUGGUUCCCUAGUGUUCAGUAAGGCAGGGGGUAGGGGGUAAGGGGCUCAGGCCCCCUGCCCAGUGGGUUUCCCCAGCCCGAGUGGGGCUCCUGUCCACCUGUCUGCUAAUCACGGGAGUAGCUGUCUCCACCCCCCUUCAGCUGAAGCUAACAUUUCUAAUUAAACUUUAUCAAUGACGUUUCCUGCCAAAGUAGUCCCAGGCACAUCGCUCAGUGUGCAGACCGUCACAGUCACACCAGUCCUGGGGCCUACUUAGUGCUGUUUCGAGACGUGCACGUGAGGAAAGAAAGUGCCAGAGGAAUGCCCAAGGCCACCCCACCCUGCCCAGUGCAAAGGUCCUCCCUGCACCCAAGGCAGAGCCUAGGCCCGCAGUCCAUAGGUGGCACCUCGGUGCUGGGGUGGGGCUGCGCCCUUCCCCAGGUACCAGCACGCCUCGCUGUCAGGCUCCAUUUCAGAAGGGGGCGUCCUCCCAGGAGUCCUGGGCAGCCUGACUUGGACUGUGUGCCUGGGGACACGGCCACCCGCAGCGCCCACAUAGAGCCCUGGAGGAGAUGCAGGAUGGGACGUGGUCAGGCCUAGGGCCCAGGGAGCUGGGCAGAGUCCAUCGAAUCGGACAAGGGCCGGGGCAGUACCAGCCCUGGGGCACACAGGUCUCUGAACCACAAGGCCGACAAGAGGUGUGGGCCCCGCAGGGGCAAGGACACGGAGGGGUGUCCUGCUCCCUCUCCUCCCACUGAGCCUCCCUAUCAGGCCACACCUCCUGCCCCGUCCCAUUGGGCUAGCCAGGCCUGGCCUCCCUUGCCCCAUCAGAGCCACAGGCGGCUCCUGCCAGCCAGAUUCUCAUUGGUUCUGGAGCCUGCAGCCCCAUCCAGGCCCCUGCAGCACACCCACCUUCACUGUUGCCGGCCGGCCGGCCCGGGAGGCAUGUUUGCUUUAGGGUCAGCUUGCAGGGGAGAGUGGGUCCCCAAAGCUGAGGGCAGGGUGAGGGGUGC